UACCUUGCUGAAUAGCUACAAAGAUUACUCUGUACAGUGAAUACGUUGAGGAUUUACGUAUUGUGAUUAGUAUUUUCGAGAGUCUUUGAUAUCCUCUGCUGCCUCUAUAUCCCACAAGUCGCAAUGAUGCUGAUGCAGAAGCGUGCCGUUGCUCAUGGCGUAGGCCAGGGGCGUCCAGCCCUGCCAAAGCUCCUGGUGCCAGCUGCAGGGCCUAUUCGAAGGUCACCGCUGGUGGUUCGCGCUCAGCAGGAGCAUCAGUCAGAGGUUGUAUCGGACAGCAAGCGUAAUUUGCUGCGCAAUGCUGUUGCUGCCGCGGCAGCUUUUAUGCCUGCUUUGGCGGCAAAGGCCGAUGAUGCAGCUGGCGUGGCCUCUUCUCGCAUGUCCUACUCGCGGUUCCUCGAGUACCUGGAGAUGGGCCGCGUGAAGAAGGUUGACUUAUAUGAGAAUGGGACGAUCGCGAUUGUGGAAGCGGUCUCACCUGAGCUGGGCAACCGGGUUCAGCGCGUGCGCGUGCAGCUGCCUGGCACUUCCCCCGAGCUGCUGGCUAAGUUCCGGGAGAAGAAGAUUGAUUUCGCUGCCCACGCGAACACUGAGGACGGUGGCGCGGUGUUCCUCAACCUGCUAGGCAAUCUGGCCUUCCCUCUGCUCCUGGUCGCGGGUCUUUUCCUGCUCUCGCGUCAGAGCCAGGGUGGAAUGGGCGGCCCUGGCAACCCGAACAAUCCGCUGAACUUCGGCAAGAGCCGCGCUCGCUUCCAGAUGGAGGCCAACACGGGGAUUAAUUUCUCGGAUGUGGCGGGCGUGGACGAGGCCAAGCAGGACUUCAUGGAGAUCGUGGAGUUCCUGAAGCGGCCGGAGCGCUUCACUGCUGUGGGCGCUCGCAUCCCGAAGGGCUGUCUUCUGGUGGGUCCCCCGGGUACCGGUAAGACCCUGCUGGCCAAGGCCAUUGCGGGCGAGGCUGGCGUGCCCUUCUUCUCGGUGUCUGGCUCGGAGUUCGUGGAGAUGUUCGUGGGUGUGGGUGCCUCGCGUGUUCGCGACCUGUUCAAGAAGGCCAAGGAGAACGCUCCCUGCCUGGUGUUCAUUGAUGAGAUUGAUGCGGUCGGCCGCUCUCGUGGUACCGGUAUCGGCGGCACCAACGACGAGCGCGAGCAGACCCUGAACCAGAUGCUGACGGAGAUGGACGGCUUCGAGGGCAACACAGGAAUUAUUGUCAUUGCUGCCACCAACCGCGCCGACAUUCUGGACCCUGCGCUGCUGCGUCCCGGCCGCUUCGACCGCCAGGUGACUGUGGACCUGCCCGACCAGAAGGGCCGUCUGGAGAUCCUCAAGGUGCACUCGCGCAACAAGAAGCUUGCGGAGGAUGUGGACCUGACGGAGGUGGCCAUGCGCACUCCGGGCUUUGCGGGUGCCAACCUGAUGAACCUGCUCAAUGAGGCGGCCAUCCUUGCUGGUCGCCGGGGCCUCACGGCGAUCACGAACAAAGAAAUUGAUGAUGCCAUUGACCGCAUCGUGGCGGGCCUGGAAGGCAAGCCGCUGGUGGACGGUAAGGCCAAGGCGCUGGUCGCCUACCACGAGGUUGGCCACGCUAUUUGCGGCACGCUGCAGCCUGGGCACGACCCCGUGCAGAAGGUCACGCUGGUGCCUCGUGGCCAGGCCCGCGGUCUCACGUGGUUCAUCCCCGGCGAGGACCCCACCCUGGUCAGCCGUAGCCAGAUCUUUGCGCGCAUCGUGGGUGCGCUGGGUGGCCGAGCUGCGGAGGAGGUCGUCUUUGGCGACGAGGAGGUGACGAGCGGCGCGGCGGGUGAUCUGCAGCAAGUGUCCGGCAUGGCCCGGCAGAUGGUCAUCAACUACGGCAUGUCGAACAUCGGGCCGUGGUCGCUGAUGGACCCCUCGGCCAUGUCAGGUGACAUGAUCAUGCGGAUGCUGUCUCGCAACAGCAUGAGCGAGAACCUGCAGCAGCGCAUUGACGACCAGGUGCGCACCAUCGCCAACCAGGCCUAUGAGGUUGCACUGAAGCAUAUUUCGGAGAACCGUGAAGCUAUGGACCGCAUAGUUGAGGUCCUGAUGGAGAAGGAGACGCUUACGGGUGACGAGUUCCGCGCCAUGUUGGCCGAGUACACCACCAUCCCUGAGGAGAACAUCAAGGCCGUGGACGCGCAGCGCAAGCCCGCCAUGGCCGCCGCCGCCACUAGCAUGGAGCUGUAAUGACGGAUAGAGUGGAGCAUGUUGAGCUUGUUGGGCUUGAUUGUUCGUUGUACAGACAGUUACGGGGAGGGGGGACGUCGGCCAUUGAGCUAGCUAGCUUGGCGUGAGCAGGGAGGAGAGUGUAACUCUGUUUACGGGUCGGAACGUUGCGUAUGGUGUUCACCUAAUCUUUAAAGUGGUCCACAGGGCUAUUUGAAGUUGGGGACAGAAGUGCUGCAUGUGUGCCUCGGAAAGUUUUUUCGGGAUAUGAGUUGUGGAUGUAGCUGCGGAACGUACAUGUUGACCUCGUCGUGUUUUGGUUUCCCUGGUCUGUAUUUUGGUUGAUGUAUAGCAGCCAAGUUUGAUUUACCCUGUUUCGUUCUCUUGUGUGCAUGUAUGUGUUCUGCACCUUUGUAUCCUCAGGCCCCUACCUGUUGUGACUCCGUUAGUGCAAGCGGCAGAGGGCGCAGUGGAUUGCAUGACUAUUAAGUCGGAGAGCGGAGGAGCGGGGGGGCCUACUACGAGGACGUUAUGGUUGGACUCUGGGAUGAGCUUAGGUUGUAGCUCGGUCCUGUCAUCAAGGAGAUGUGCACGUGUGGUCGCGAACGCAGCUGGUUCUAUAUUUGACGCAGCAAUUGCGGUCGAGAGGAGAGGGUUUCCGCAAGUGCAUUUAUGGCACUGGUGUACUUUUCUGUGCUGUAGCGGCUUGAAACUGAACUGACAUGUGUCAUUCCAACAUCCGGUGUGAUCACACAAGGCUUGGUGUGAUUACACUAGGCUAAUGUUUUGCGACGUGAGCGAUGAAUGUCCUCUUGUAUGUGCGUUGCAACUGUAAAAUGUACAGUGAAGG
Volvox carteri f. nagariensis is the source of this 3031-nucleotide messenger RNA. RefSeq lists its product as uncharacterized. The coding region runs from base 124 to 2202 and encodes 692 amino acids. Gene Ontology annotation, biological process: proteolysis. The transcript has 12 exons. Gene Ontology annotation, cellular component: chloroplast thylakoid; membrane. Gene Ontology annotation, molecular function: ATP-dependent peptidase activity; metalloendopeptidase activity; zinc ion binding. Lineage: Eukaryota; Viridiplantae; Chlorophyta; Chlorophyceae; Chlamydomonadales; Volvocaceae. The record is from RefSeq and is a predicted model, not a curated record.